CUGCCAUCUAGCUUUUUCACAGCAAAAUAGGCUUGCAGACUGCAGAUGAGAGAGUCGGGAGCAGAGACAAUUUUAACUUAGCCAUCCCUAAUUUAUCUCAAGCUUUUUCAAUUCAUCUUCACUGCUCUAUGCACACUGGAACACCAGAUUGUCAACCCCUGGGAACAGAAUGCAGCCAGGGAUCUAGAGAGCUGUCACAUCCUGAGAAAUAUUUAAAUUGUGCUGAUUUUCUUCUGGAGUGCUGAGCAGAGGGAAUGAAACUCUCCAUCAAGUCAUAGCUUUGCGGGCAAUAGAUCAGAGGAUACUGCCAGUUUUUCUAAUGGAUUAUUUUAUCGGGCAGGUUCUUCCUGAAGUCACUAAAUAACACUAAGAAGAGUCUGGCUCUGCCUUCUUUACACCUUCCCUGAACAUGGAUAAUAAGUCUCUUCUCCAGGAUGAACAGACCCAUACCUCAGCCUCUCUUCACAUCAAAGAUUCUUCAAGGCAUUGGUUAUCUUAGUUAUCCUUGUGGACUGCUGCUGGACUUGCUCCGACUCUUCUUAGUGAAACAGCUAUAGCUUGGAUUUCAUUGUGUGACCUUGAUGCUUACUGUCAAGCCCUUCAAAUAGCUGUUAGAUUUGGCAAGAUUAAAAGUUUCUGACUUGGAUAUUCAAAUAAGGCGUUCUACUAGGAGAGUUUCCAUGUCUUUCUUAUGAGCUGUUGUGAGAUGAUUUUGCACUGAAAGUUUUCAGUUCCUGCAUCUGGUGGCACAAAUGAAAUGUUGUGACAAUAUUGUAUGCUGUUCUUCACAUGAGACACAGUUUGAAAUAUUUUGAUAAAAUGAGAUGCUUGCGGAAAAGAUCAGCAGUGUCAUUCUUAGGAAUUCUUGUCGUUUGCUUGCUGUUCAUGAACUUGUACAUUGAAGACGGUUAUGUUUUGGAAGGGGGCAAGCAACAAAUCAGAGAAACAGCCACGCACCAGCUCAACCCAGAGCGCUAUGUUCACACUUUUAAAGAUUUGUCUAAUUUCUCAGGAUCUAUAAACAUUUCCUAUCGCUACUUAGCUGGCACACCUUUGCCAAGGAAAAGGUACCUUACAAUUGGACUAUCCUCUGUAAAACGGAAAAAGGGAAAUUAUUUACUUGAGACCAUCAAGUCCAUAUUUGAACAGUCAAGCUAUGAAGAACUCAAAGAAAUUGCAGUGGUAGUACAACUGGCAGAUUUUGACUCAGCCUGGUGUGAAGGGAUCGUCCAGGAUAUUUCACAGAAAUUUGCCCAUCAUAUAAUUGCAGGCAGAUUAAUAGUUAUUCACGUCCCUGAGGAUUAUUAUCCUGUACUGGAUGGCCUCAAAAGAAAUUACAAUGACCCAGAGGACCGUGUGAAGUUUCGAUCAAAACAAAAUGUAGAUUACGCUUUCCUUCUAAACUUUUGUGCUAAUCUUUCUGACUAUUAUGUGAUGCUAGAAGAUGAUGUUCGCUGCUCAAAGAAUUUUUUGACUGCUGUUAAGAAAGUAAUUACCUCACGAGAAGGAUCCUACUGGGUGACUUUGGAAUUCUCCAAACUGGGAUACAUUGGAAAGCUUUAUCAUUCUCAUGACCUCCCACGCCUGGCUCACUUUCUGUUGAUGUUUUACCAAGAAAUGCCUUGCGAUUGGCUGCUCAUCCACUUUCGCGGGCUGUUAGCUCAAAAGGAAGUGAUACGUUUUAAGCCAUCUUUGUUCCAGCACAUGGGAUACUACUCAUCUUACAAAGGAGCUGAAAACAAGUUAAAGGAUGAUGAUUUUGAAGAGGAAUCAUUUGAUAUCCCUGACAACCCACCUGCAAACUUGCACACCAAUAUGAAUGUAUUUGAAAACUAUGAGGCAAGCAAGGCUUACAGCAGCAUUGAUGAGUAUUUCUGGGGCAAAGCUCCUUCUAGUGGAGACUUCUAUGGAAUUGUAUUUGAAAAGCCCAUUAAAAUCAGUAAAAUUAAAGUUGUCACUGGAACUGAAGAUCGGCAAAAUGAUAUUUUACACCAUGGAGCCCUGGAAGUAGGAGAAAAGAUUGUAGGCAAUAAAAAAGGGAGACAAUGUACAACUUACUUGAGACUAGGGGAGUUCAAAAAUGGGAAUUUUGAAAUAACUGAUGUAGAGCACAAAGUUCUGUUUGAUAUUAACUGCAUGAGAAUACUUGUUACCAAAAGUCAAAAAGAAUGGCUGAUCAUUAGGAGCAUUAGCGUCUGGACUUCUCAAACACCAAAUCAGUAAAGCAAAGCCACCUGAGCAGGUACAAAGUGCACACAAUCAUCUGGGUUCCAACUGGUGACAUUCCCCAGAAAAACUGACACUUACAACUCUUCACUAAAGACAUAGAAAAUCUGGGGAAAUCACAAAACAAGUAAAGCAAUUUAUUUUUUACUAGUUUGGUCAGGCAAUAUACAAACAUUUAUUUGCUGAAAAUUUUGAAUUUUAUAGGAGAUCUUUAAACUCUUUUUUUAUUAUUAUUUCUCUGGAAGAGAGAUCUUGUGGACCAUACAGAACAAAAAAAAACAUCCUAUAAUUGCCAAAAGGUUUAAAUCUAUGACCAGUAUGUUGUGAAAAAAGACUGAAUCGCACCUUAUGCACAUAAAAAUUUAAAAUCUUAUGAUAGUAUGCAUUUGUACUGUAGUUGGUGAUGUGUUUCUUCUACAGGCAGUUGUGACAAGGAAAUCUGUCCUGAAACUGGCAGUUUCCUUCUGAGCACUGUAAGAAAAUAGUGUGGCUAAUCAUUGCAACUUCUUUUCAAAAGGGAAUGUAUGUAAAAUUAUAAAUCUGACAUGAAAAUUAUGUAAAAAAAGAGAUAAUUGCAUCUGUUAUUCUGUCUUAACAAAUAUCCUUUGUUCUUUUUUCUGGGUCCUUUCACUGAAAUUAGCAGUACUUGGAUUCUAUAUUACUUAGGGGACCAAUUUACUCUCCUUACUUGAACAAAAUGUCUCACAGUAAGCAAGGUUUCUGCUUGAGUACUGAUGUCAAUAUCAAACCCAAGCAACUCCAGGGUACCACUGUUCUCUUAGACAGGCAUCUUAACAGAUCCCAGAUGCAACAUUUUUUGUUCCUUCAUGAUAUGUAGAACUCUCCCUGAGAAAUUUGCAUAUAGCUGAAUACUACAGCAUGCUUUUAGUGUAACAGAAGACUCUUAUGUCUUCCAUAUAUACACGUCCAGUUUAAGUAUGAUACAAAUACAAACUGUACUAGGUUAAUCAAUUGGAGCUCCAGUCUGCUCUGGGUGAUUUAUAGUCAAUAGAAGAGACAUAAAAUGAGGAAUCCUUAUUCAAUGAGAAAUUAAUAUAGUCCUAAAUUAAUUUUUUGGGGGUUUGGUUGGGGUUUUUUUGUGGUUUUCUAAUUCUAAUCAUGUUAGUCUUGUAGACAUCUUCCUACUGCCUCUGAUAGGCAUAUUUCCUGUAAGAAUAUUUUGUCUGGCUUUAGACAAAAAUCAGAAAAGUUCUCCCAGUCUGCAUGACUUCAGUAUCAGUUCUGGGCUUCUAGUGCAUCGCACAGGGAGACUGUAUAGCAUAUGAUUUAUACUAUAUGCAUAUAUUCAGAUUAGCAGAAUCUGUGGGUUUUAUUCUUCUAAGAAAUUCUUGAGAUAUCUCAGUAGACACACUAAAAAUACAUGAGUAGCAAGUGCGACACAGAUGAACAUUUUAAUGUCAGUCUCAUGAGUACUAUGGUUAUCAUCUGAUUGCAUUUAUGAUUUUUCAGUUAAACCUGGAAGGCAAGAAAUUUGAAGAAUGCCUGCACUGACCAAGAAUGGAUUAAUGACUGUAUGAGUACAUCCAAACCUAACAUGGCUAUUUCAGAAGAGUAAAUUAUUUUAAAAAACUACACAAACAUCAAUGCAAUUGCUUUUCCUGGUUCAUAAACCUGUAUAAAUUCAGGUCCAGGUUUGUCCAAUCCAGUACAAAGGAGAGGUACAUUGUUAAAUAAAUCUUCUGAUAUAUGCUUCUACAUAAUUCAGAAAAGCAUCUUUUUCUCAAAGAAAGUAUUGCUUUUUAAUAUUGAUCUUCCAUGUUUAUAAAAUAAUUACUUUAUAAUUAAUUCUUGGUCAAUCCCCAUUUUUUUUUUAAUAAGCUGUCAUUCUUCUAUUUUUCCUUUCAUAGAAUCACAGAACAGUUUGGGUUUGAAAGGACCUUAAAGAUCACCUAUUUCCAACCACCCUGCCAUGGUCAGGGACAUCUUCCACUAGACCAGAUUGCUCAGAACCCCAUCCAACUUGGCCUUGAACACUGCCAGGGAUGGGGCAUCCACAGCUUCUCUGGGCAACCUGUUCCAGUGCUUCACCAUCCUCACGGAAAAGAAUUUCUUCUUUAAUCUAAACCUACUCUCCUUUCAGUUUGAAACCUGUCACUACAUAUCCUUGUUAAAAGUCCCUCUUGAACUUUAUUGUAAGUACCCUUUAGGUGCUGGAAGUCUGCUAUAAGGUCUCCCAGGAGCCUCUCCACCCAAACAAUCCAAACUCUCUUAGCCUUUCCUCCAGCUGCAGCCCUCUGAUCAUCUUUGUGGCCCUCCUCUGGACUCAUUUGAUCAUUAACUUGUACUUCAUUCACUUUCCUUGAUCCUUAACUAUUAGUGUUGAAGUUAACCAGAAACAUUAUCUUUACUUUUAUUCAGAAGUGUAGUAUGUCUGAAGCAAUCUUCUAAAUUAGAAGAAAAUUAGAAGACACCAAGAUUUCAAAUGUUCUUGUAGUCAAAACCAUACACAAUGUGAAUGACUAGUAAAAAUCAAACAUUCUCAACAUAAGCCUUAGGAAUUUAAAUGGUAUUUUUUAAUUACGAGCCUAACAAAACUGCUUUCCUUUUCAAAAAAGCAGUAGUAAUGAGACUUGCCUUGGUAUAAAGGCUUAGCAGCGAGAACUCUCAUCUGGUUGUUACCAGUCUUAGAAGGUCAAACCCACAAAUGCCCUCGGAGAAAGUUUUCUAUGGCUGUGGACAGUGGUAUGUGCUAGGAAUGAGAGGCAUGCACCACUCUUAUUGCUGAAAUGGAAUUUAUUUGGAAAAAUAAUUAACAAUACAUUUAUUUCAGAAGAGAUUAGAAUACAGUUCUGCAAGCUAAUGUUUAGUGUUUUGAACACUCACCGUAGUGCAUCCAGCUUCUCCUUCACUAAACACAUAUUUUAUCCAACUCAAUCACAUUAAAAAGUCUGCCAGAUUCAAAAAAAAAAUAAAAAAAAAGAGAAAAGAAGCCGUGAAAUCAAUGAUAACUGCUUUUCAGACAGAUUUCAAAUAUAUAUGUUUAAAAAUAUGUUUUUUUCUUUGUAUGCUAGGAAGAGUGAUUGCUUUCUGAAAGGAAAAUAUUUAAUCAGACAUUUAUAUCUUUACUAAUACUUCUCAAAGUUUGAAUUUUCUUCUUUUCACUGAUUAUCAGUGUUAUAAAGCUCAGUUCAUUGGUCUAUACAGUUGGUUCUCUUAGUGUGUAUUUCCUGGCUUCAUUUGUGGGCAUCAAUAUUUUCAUAGCAAAAUGUGAAUACUGAAAAUAUUUCACUGUGAUCUGCACAGUGAUGGAUCUGUUCUUAACUCACAUACAUGCAUUGUUCCUACUAGAGUUUGGGAUUUCUCAUUGUAUAAUGUCCUUGGCCCUUUGUUUUUUUUCUUUUCUUAACUAAAAGCCAGUUUGUCUUCUACCUUUCUGCACACAGGUAUGUCCACACAUCCUUCUGACAUAAGAAUUCUUGGGAAGUAAAAUACUACUCACUGUGAAUUAAAAGAAGAAAUGAGCCCUUAGUUUACUGCAGAAUAAACAAACCAGGAGAAAACAAUUUUCAGGCAAACCAGGUUUAGAAUAUUUAAGAUGUGUACUAUGAUAAACGUGAUUCACUAAGGUGCUCUAUGAAUGUGUUAUUUUUAGAUCAAUCUUCUAACAUGAUGCUCUGUUUUACUCUCUGCUCAGUAUUCUCUUGUGUUAGACCUUAAUGUUUUUGUUUUUAUAAAGGGAUGUUGGGAACUUGUUUGUUAUUGAAUUUUUAAAAGCUAAAUAAACAACAAACAUGACACCUUACAAAAGAUUUCAUUUUGGAAACUUACUAAGGGAAAAAGCCCCAUGUUUAACUGUCUUAAAAACCGCAGAUGACACCAGUUUUCAUUGUGAAGCAUUUCAGAGAAUCUAAUGGAAAUGGUAGUUCUUACUACUUUCAAGUUAAAUUUGCAGUUUUGUUAGGCAGCAUUUAAAUAAAUAUUAAAUUAUAAGUACUAAUGCAGAUCAUGUGUCAUGAGCUCUAACAGUGUCAUAUCCUCAAAUGGUAAAGUAUAUUAUUUUGUAAAAACAAGUGAAAAUGCAGAUAUAAUUAAAAUAAAUUAGAUGAUCUUGAUUUCAUAUGCUGUAUACAAAGCCAAAUUGAUUGGAUUACCUCCAGUGCUCCAUCAGUUUUUAAGAUAAAGUAAGCAAAGGGCUUAAUCUUUGUUCUUUACUCAUUAGUCCUUGGAGAUGAAAAUUAUAAAAUUCCUACUGCCUGUACUGGAAGCUGGAUCAUAGAAGACUGAAAGUGUGAUUUUGCAAAAUAAUUAUAUAUAUAUAUAUACAUUCAAAUAUUUGUCUUAUUUUUUUCAUUUUAGUUUUAGCUAUUCUGGAAGACUGAAAUGAAAAUAGUCUUCAGAAAAAUGUAUUUUGGUAUCUUCAGAUGGCAUCUUCCAAGAUCUUGUCUUGUUUACCAGUUUUGUCACAGCAAGUACAUUCUGUGUCACCUAAGUCUUCAUGCCCUUAAGCAGAACAGUCAGUCAUGUAGACCAAGCCCAUAUUACUGCUUUUGCUGUAAAAGAAAAGAACAUGUCCAGAGUCAGUGUACAACAGUUGUCGAAGAUCUGAUUCCUUCUAAUCUAUCUAAUUCCUUGCUUGAUCUAAAGCAUUAUUUAUUUCAUGUUAGUUUAACAAUGAAAUUAAGUACAGAGAAAGAUUAAUUGCAAUAACAUUUCCAUGAUAGUAGUUUGCUGUUAAACUCCAAUUCAAUGAAAUUGAAUUGGCAUCUGGACAGAUACUAGACUAUUUUUCAGCCACAUUUCUAGACGUUUUUCAACUGUUAUGCUACUUACUACCAGUUCUCAAAUAAAAUUCCACUUUGUCCCAAUAGCUGUGAAAAAGAUUCUUAAAAUCUCAUGUAGAUAUUGAAAGUACUAAAACCUUUGCAAGCCCUUUGCUGGGCUUGUAUAAUAGUUUCACAUUUAACAAGUAAAGCUGAACAUCAAAAGCUGAUGCUCACUUCCUCUGUUCAGACUGUUAAAUACCUGCCUUCCUUCUCUUUUGCUAUUUACCCAUUAAUGUUGGUUUUACUUUUGCCAGUUCAGGAAAACUUGCCUGACAGCCAUGGAAAUCUCGGGCCGUGAAUUCUCAGUCUCAAAGGUACUGUGUUUGUACUUUAUGAAAUGUUCCCAUUUCUUAACAGACAGGUACUAUUUUUUUGAAAACCAGCAUAAGCGGUGUACGGUUUCUUGGACCCUCCCCUGAUGUUAUUAGAGUGGAUUUUCUUCCUACAUAACUGCAUCAAGCAAAGAUACUAAAAUAGACAUUACCAGGAAAAAAAAGCCUGCUGUGCAAAAAACCCUACUUUUAAUUUUUAAAACCAGGUUUAAAGGUUUCUCUGUGAUCAGGCUUCAUCUGUCCUGAGAAAUUUAAGUAAAAAAUAUGAAAAUACCAUAUUUGCAAGGUAAGGCUAAGUAAUAUUAUGUGUGUGCAUUUCUGCUUAUGAUUGUACCUAAAUUAUUAUUUAAAGGUGCUUGUUUGUCAGAGUAUUAUCACUGUAUUAACCCUUUUACAACAAAAAGGCAGCCAUGACGGCCUCCAGAACUGCUCCUUUUUUAUUGUCUCAAAAAAAAAGAAUAGAUUCAGCAUUCAAAAGCAUUGCCUUGGGCAUUCACACUGAUGUGGAACACAAAGAACAAUAUAGGCCGUGGGUCCAGCUUGCUGUACUGCAACUCUGGAAUACUUAUGUCUAUCAGAGUUGGGGAGGAAAUAUCACAAGGAGCAGGUCCUUUCCCUGCCAGAGUACCUGUAAUAUUUUUCAAAAUAAAUGUAAGAUAUGAAAGGA
This is a messenger RNA of Pseudopipra pipra, 8009 nucleotides long. RefSeq names its product MGAT4 family member C (gene MGAT4C). The record is from RefSeq and is a predicted model, not a curated record. Gene Ontology annotation, biological process: protein N-linked glycosylation. NCBI's taxonomy places the organism in Eukaryota, Metazoa, Chordata, Aves, Passeriformes, Pipridae. Gene Ontology annotation, molecular function: acetylglucosaminyltransferase activity. Bases 790 to 2223 code for a protein of 477 amino acids. The transcript has 7 exons.